Alternaria hordeiaustralica is the source of this 561-nucleotide messenger RNA. RefSeq lists its product as uncharacterized. Lineage: Eukaryota; Fungi; Ascomycota; Dothideomycetes; Pleosporales; Pleosporaceae. The record is from RefSeq and is a predicted model, not a curated record. The transcript has a single exon. Bases 1 to 561 code for a protein of 186 amino acids.
AUGGAGGCGGAAAGAGCAAAGAAUGAGAUUGAUCAACACGACAAGGAUUACGAAGAAGCGAAACGGCAGAUACAGCGGCUGUGUCCAGACGGCAUCUGUGUCGAGGCAGAGGAUCUCAUUCUUUGGGAGUUCAGAGGACUAGAACAGACAUAUGCAGAGGCACAGCUCAAACCCGACACUAAGACACUGUGCGAACGCUGCCCUUGGAGGCUGGACGAAAGGUUUUAUGAUAGACAUUUGUCGUCAGAUCAGCACGCAAGUUGUGUCACCCGAGUCAACUUGGAGAGACACUGGUUAGAGUUGGCAUACCAACAAUCCCGCGCCGAUGCCCUCGCUCAUUGCGCUCGAAGCGACAAGAAUCUCCUCCCCCCUGCCUCGUUCGAGACCAUCGCGAGUAUCUACAUUGCCGAUUAUGAAAGUAAAUAUCACGGGUGGAAGAUUGAGGAUAUCAAAAAGGCUUUGUCUGGUGACAUUGGCGAUGAAGCCCUUCUAGAGCUCUGGAGCCGAUUAGAGGUUCUGGUGGAGCCUCGUUCUUCUUCUGAUGACAGACUGUACGACUAG